UCCGGCCUUUCGGCUUUCGGCUCGGAGGAGGCCACGGUGCAACUUUCUUCGGUCGUCCCGAAUCCGGGUUCAUCCGACACCGGCCGCCUCCACCAUGCCGCCUAAGUUCGACCCCAACGAAGUCAAAGUCGUGUACCUGCGCUGCACCGGUGGGGAAGUCGGUGCCACGUCCGCCCUGGCCCCCAAGAUCGGACCCCUGGGCCUGUCUCCAAAAAAAGUCGGGGAUGACAUUGCCAAGGCAACUGGCGAUUGGAAGGGUCUGAGGAUAACAGUGAAACUGACCAUUCAGAACAGACAGGCACAGAUUGAGGUGGUACCUUCAGCCUCUGCCCUCAUCAUCAAGGCCCUCAAGGAACCACCAAGAGACCGGAAGAAGCAGAAAAACAUUAAGCACAGUGGAAAUAUCACAUUUGACGAGAUUGUCAGCAUAGCCCGACAGAUGCGGCACCGAUCAUUGGCUAGAGAACUCUCUGGCACCAUUAAAGAGAUCCUUGGCACCGCCCAGUCCGUGGGCUGCAAUGUUGACGGCCGCCACCCUCACGACAUCAUUGACGACAUCAACAGUGGGGCGGUGGAGUGCCCUGCCAGUUAAGGAAAAUCGAGAGAAAUCCCAAUAAAGGAUCGUUUGACUGGA
Condylura cristata (star-nosed mole) is the source of this 634-nucleotide messenger RNA. RefSeq names its product ribosomal protein L12 (gene RPL12). Gene Ontology annotation, cellular component: cytosolic large ribosomal subunit; ribosome. The transcript has 7 exons. The coding region runs from base 95 to 592 and encodes 165 amino acids. Gene Ontology annotation, molecular function: structural constituent of ribosome; large ribosomal subunit rRNA binding. Gene Ontology annotation, biological process: translation. The record is from RefSeq and is a predicted model, not a curated record. NCBI's taxonomy places the organism in Eukaryota, Metazoa, Chordata, Mammalia, Eulipotyphla, Talpidae.